GGCGGGGCUUUACAGUCACUAUAAGAGCGGAGAAGGUCGGGGCGGGUGGAAGGAGAAUCUCCUGUGGAUCUGCUGCGACCCUCCCGCUGCUCCUCCUGCCCUGAUCUGUUACCUCCUCCUCCACCUUCUCCUCCACCUCCUCCUCCUCCUCCACCACCAGCACCAUGGACAGCUCCUGCGCCCUCCGCGGACUGCUGCUCCUCGGCCUCGUGUCCGUCAUGUGUCACGGCCAAGCGUCACAGGAAGACUCCGCAGAGGACUUUGGAGACGAGAAAGCAGAGCCAGCGGCGGACAGAGACCUGAUGGAGGCUCUGGAGGCUGUGCUGGGCAGGAUGCACAGUCGGGUUUAUUCCCCGGAGAAAAGAGGGAGCAUCCCACUGUGUGGGAUGGGUGACCGGUGCGCCAUGAAGUUCGGGCCCCGCAUCGGGAAACUCUGCGACUGCGGACGAGGAGCCAACUGCAACUCCUACUUGCUCAAGUGCAUCUGAGCCACUGAGGACUGUUACGCGCUGGUUUCACUGCUGCAGGGAGACAAACAUCCUCGGGCGGUCGCAGCGUCCACGAAGCCACCGCGUCUACGUUAUCGUCCGUGUCUAAGAUCAUCAUUUAUAUUCUUUGUGUUGCAGAUGUUGUUGUUUGGGCGGUCGUUGUCUGAAGAUGAGCAUGAAUUCUCUGUUGCUGACAGUUUAUGUUCCAUGUUGCAUGGAAACGCUUCAAUAAACGAUUGUGUCGCUGUG
Molecule: messenger RNA, 737 nt
Organism: Mugil cephalus (flathead mullet)
Lineage: Eukaryota; Metazoa; Chordata; Actinopteri; Mugiliformes; Mugilidae
Gene: cartl
Product: cocaine- and amphetamine-regulated transcript-like
Exons: 3
Coding region: 165-488 (107 amino acids)
Biological process (GO): adult feeding behavior; G protein-coupled receptor signaling pathway; negative regulation of appetite
Molecular function (GO): neuropeptide hormone activity
Source: RefSeq, a predicted model, not a curated record